UGGGAUGCAACUUGUGUAACUGGAGUCCUGACCCUUUUGCAGAACCCAACAAAGCUGACCAAAGAAAAGCGGCUUGAUACCGUCUUGAGAAACUAAUUUCAAGUUUUUAAGUUAUAAGUAAAGUGUUAUUGCUUUCUUUAGUCGGAAUUUAAUUAAUUUGUAGGAAUCCUGUAAUCCAUUUGCCGUAAGAAAUCAGUGAUACAAUGCUUCUCUCUAUCCUGUGCGCGGCUUUGCUUUUUGCUCCCUACCUGUGUGAAGCCGGGAUCUCCAAACGCCAUGUGAUCGGCUGCCCUGACAAAUGUGACAAAUCCCUCUGCGCAGCCAUACCGGCCGACUGCCUCGCCGGGGACAUCCUGGACCAGUGUGACUGCUGUCCGGUAUGCGCCUCCGGGGAGGGCGAGCCUUGCGGGGGACCCGGUCGCCUCGGGGACCCGGAGUGCGCGGAGGGGAUGGAAUGCCAAGUGACGGACGGCGUCGGUUACUCCGCCACUGUCCGAAGACGGGGAAAGACCGGCGUGUGCGCGUGCAAAGGCUCGGAUCCGGUGUGCGGCAGCGACGGCGUCUCUUACCGGAACAUCUGUGAGCUAAAGAGAGUCAGCAACCGCGCGCAAAAGCUCCAGCAACCUCCUGUCAUCUUCAUUCAGCGGGGAGCCUGCGGUAAAAGUCACGAGGAGAAUCCCGACAGCCUGAGACACAGGUACAACUUCAUCGCUGAUGUGGUGGAGAAGAUCGCACCAGCUGUCGUUCAUAUCGAACUCUAUCGCAAGAUGGUGUUUACUAAGCGGGAGGUGGCUGUGGCCAGUGGCUCUGGCUUCAUGGUGUCUGAGGACGGGCUGAUCGUCACCAACGCCCACGUUGUUGCCAACAAGCACCGCGUCAAAGUCGAGCUCAAGAGCGGUGCCACCUUCGAUGCCAAGAUCAAAGAUGUGGACGAGAAGGCGGACAUUGCCCUCAUCAAGAUCGACACACCGGUGAAACUGCCCGUGCUGCUGCUCGGUCGCUCCGCUGACCUUCGGCCUGGAGAGUUUGUGGUUGCCAUUGGCAGCCCGUUUUCCCUCCAGAACACGGUGACCACGGGCAUCGUCAGCACCACCCAGCGCGGGGGCAAAGAGCUGGGCCUGCGCAACUCCGACAUGGACUACAUUCAGACCGAUGCCAUCAUCAAUUAUGGCAACUCUGGAGGACCCCUUGUUAACCUGGACGGUGAGGUGAUUGGCAUCAACACUCUGAAGGUGACCGCUGGCAUCUCAUUCGCUAUCCCCUCAGACAAGAUCCGCCAAUUCCUGGCAGAAUCUCACGACCGCCAGUCGAAAGGAAAAACUGUCAACAAGAAGAAGUACAUUGGCGUGAGAAUGAUGACACUCACUCCAUCGCUGGCCAAGGAGCUCAAGGAGAGGCAAGUGGACUUCCCCGAUGUCACAUCAGGGGCUUAUGUCAUCGAGGUCAUCGCCAAGACACCGGCAGAAGUAGGUGGCCUGAAGGAGAGCGACGUCAUCAUCUCCAUCAACGGUCAGCGCGUGUCCUCGGCCAACGACGUCAGUGCGGCCAUCAGGCGGGACGACUCCCUGAAGAUGGUGGUGCGCCGCGGCAACGAGGACGUCAUGGUUACCGUCAAGCCAGAGGAGGUUGACCCUUGACCCCACCACCCCUCCAACACGCCAACCAAUGAGCUGGUUCUCAGUGCUCAGCGCCCGCGCUCACGGACCUUGACAGAGGGUUUUCGACUGGAGACACACACCUUCCUUAGAACGUGCAUCUCUUAGAACGUGGAACAUUUAGAACGUGGAUUCCACCCCACAUCGCCCAGUCACCCGUCCGCUGCCCCUUGUAAUGCUGUAGUUCACUGUUUCUCUGCUGCCAGACUUCUCUGUGAGCUGCGUACCUUUCACAUUCGCUUUAUUACUUUCAUCACUCAUCCAUACAGUCCGUCUGUCUAUCACACAUAGAGACCCGGCAUGGGGGGUGGAAAGACUUCGUGCUUUAACUUUUGUGUGUGUGUGUGUGUGUGUGUGUGUGUGUGUGUGUGUGUGUGUGCAAUGCAUGCGUGUGCGUGCGUGCAUGCGUGCGUGUGUGUGUGUGCAUUAUAUGUAUGUGUGUGUGUGUGUGUGUGUGUGUGUGUGUGUGUGUCUGUGCGAAAUGUGAGUGAAAACAUUUGUCUCUCAGUUUCUUGAUUCUAUGAGUGUAUGUCAUUUUUUUCUGAUGUGAACUCUUUGGAUGUUUAUGUUUUUGUUUUCACUUAUUGACGAAAAUUUCAGAAAGGGAUUAAAGAGAUGUUUUCAAAUGUUUUUAAACCAAG
Messenger RNA from Alosa sapidissima (American shad), 2296 nucleotides. RefSeq names its product HtrA serine peptidase 1b (gene htra1b). The transcript has 9 exons. Lineage: Eukaryota; Metazoa; Chordata; Actinopteri; Clupeiformes; Clupeidae. Gene Ontology annotation, cellular component: extracellular region. Gene Ontology annotation, molecular function: protein binding; serine-type endopeptidase activity. Gene Ontology annotation, biological process: positive regulation of apoptotic process; proteolysis; programmed cell death. Bases 204 to 1637 code for a protein of 477 amino acids. The record is from RefSeq and is a predicted model, not a curated record.